AGAUAACAUAAGAAAAUAUAAGUGGAAGAGGAUCCAAUUGAUUCCGAUUCUACAACAAAAAUUUGGACAACAAAGUUAGCCGUUGGCACAACAAAUGACCAAAUGCUUCACACAAAAUUACAGGAACGCCACCGGUCGGUAGCUACUUAGCUUUCGCCCGCCUCCAACCACCGCCGUCGACUUCCCGCGAGCCUGACCAAUUCGGUACUCCACCGUGCGAAAGAAGCCGACAAAGAGAGAUCUCGAGUUGGAAUUGGAGUUUCUUGGAUCGGCGGAGUGAGCUCGGAGAGUACGAGGCGACAUACGGCAAGGAAAACCCGGUCGAUUUCCGGUUUCAAUCCCGUUUCCCGCCUGUGAGAUUUGCGAUUUUGCGGAGAUCUGGUUUCUUGAUCCAAAUUUGUACCUUGGUUCGACCAAGAUCGAGUUCGAAGCUGUUCGAUGCGGGAAAUAAUCGUUCCUUUUCGCCCUUUUUUCUUGUUCUUUAUCCUGGGGGUUGGUCUGAGACCAAGAACUUGCGGUUUGGUUGCCGUUUUGCCGAUGUUGGAUUGGAAUGUGAGAUGCCUCGGUUCCGGAGCUUCGUCUUGAUCUGCUGCUGAAGGGCGAGACGGUUCUUUGAUUGAUUCUCUGGUGCAGUAGAUGGUGAGUGGUAGGUUUAGUAGGAGGCUGCCGGCUCGAUUAACCCCUAGGAUUGUGAGCAGCCCUAGGGUUUCCGCUCGCCGGAAAUUGUGGGUGGCGCCCAGACCUCCUUCCUUGGGCGAUCUGGCCGCGGCCUUCUGUCUGGCCUCUCUCGUGCUCGUUGUUGGAUGUCUCAUGUAUGUCAACGUUAAAGGAUACCUGGGCAGUGGUAGUUUGGUUGCUGGGUUGACCGGCGACGCUGAUGUUUGUGAUAUCUUUGAUGGUCGCUGGGUGCCGGAUAGCUCAUACCCGCUGUACAACAGCUCGGAGUGUCCAUUUGCUGAAAGAGGUUUCAAUUGCUUGGCAAACGGGAGGAAGGACAUGGACUAUCUUAAGUGGAGGUGGAAACCAUGGCGAUGCGAUGUGCCUAAAUUUAAUGUGCAGGAUGUCUUGGAAAGGCUCAGAGGGAAAAGGGUCGUCUUUGUAGGUGAUUCGAUGAGUCGCACGCAGUGGGAGUCUCUAAUAUGCAUGCUCAUGACCGGAGUGCAGGAUCCCAACACCGUUUAUGAAGUCGAUGGAAAACACAUCUCAAAGACAAUCCGCUUCUUAGGCGUUCGGUUCCAGACAUUCAAUUUGAGCAUAGAGUUCUUCCGCUCGGUUUUUCUUGUACAGCAAAGCUUGCCGCCGAGACAUGGGCCAAAACGGGUUCGAACGACACUGAAGCUGGACAAGAUGGAUGACAUGAGCAGGAAGUGGGUUGAUUCAGAUGUACUUAUCUUCAAUUCUGGUCACUGGUGGACUCCGAGCAAACUCUUUGACAUGGGUUGCUAUUUCCAGGUUGGAGGAGCUCUGAAGCUUGGAAUGUCUGUCGAUUCUGCAUUUACAAUUGCCUUAAACACCUGGGCUUCUUGGGUUGAGACGAUGGUCGACACAAAUAGAACUCAUGUCUUCUUCCGGACCUUUGAGCCUUCCCACUGGAGUGACUCAAACCAAAAGGUCUGUAACUUGACGCAGCACCCUUUGGCUGAGGCCAAAGCGAAUGACCGGACGGAGUUUUCAGAAAUCAUAGUUGAGGUAGUGGAAAGGAUGAGAGUUCCUGUCACUGUCCUUAAUGUAACUCCGAUGGGUGCAUAUAGAAGUGAUGCUCAUGUUGGCACUUGGAGCCACCCUUCUACCAUUACUGAUUGCAGCCAUUGGUGUCUCCCUGGCGUCCCAGAUGCUUGGAACGAACUCGUGGUCUCCUAUCUUCUGGUGAAGGGCUGGAGAAAGUUGUGAAUUGAUGUUCGGGAUUGUGGUCUUUUCUAUUUUCCUUGGUAUAAUUUGUUAUUCUUUUAGGGUUCAACAUGGCAAGUGCACAAGAAGUGCAAGGUUGUCUGUGAGAUGAAGCAGAUUGCCAGGGGCAGCGGCUUCCAUCCUUUUUUUUUUUUUUACUGUUUAGUUGUUACCAUUUUUCCUUGACAAGUUCAUGCAGUUGCCUCUCGCCUGUAUGUCUCAAAGUAAUAAGUAAAUGAUAAUAUUGAAACACGUAUGCAAUGACAAUCAUUCUUUUCUGAUGAGAUAAUCAGUAUUGAUUUUGUAAGUAAUUCCUAUGAGAAGCCUUACCAAUAAGUAAUAACAACAUGCUUCAGUGUCUCCCACAAGACUAUUCUAUUUCCUUGUAUCAUUUCUGCAUAUUUUUUCUAUGAUUUUUUACCUACAUCAUCUGUUUUGUACUAGAUGAAAUAUCGCAAUCAUCUGUAUCUCAUACUUGCUACCAACAUCAAUAUUAGAGAACCCAAUACUGCUUGUCUUCACAUUUGAUCUAUACAUAAACAUAUCUCAUCAGAUGACAUUCCUAUAUUCUUGAUUCUAUUUGCUUGUUUCUCAAUUGAACUAGCAGCUCCAAGAAAGAUACACCCUGUCAAUGAGCUCGGCACAGGUAUAUCUGAUUUAAAGGCUCUCCCCGGUAGAUUCGCGGUGUACAGGUUUUCUUUGUUAGGACAUCUAUAAAUUUGCAGAAGCCUCCUAGUAUUUGCAUGAUAAUUUCUCUUUACUUAAUGAUACUGCUGAUUGUUGGAAGCCUUUUUUGAUUGGUUACCUCGGUAUGGUAAACUAAAAUUUCUUUUUAUUGUAGAUUUGGCAUUCUUUUUCAAAGGAGUAAACUGUUUCUUGGUUGAUUUCUUAGAGUUAGUUUGCCUUUAUGUAAUUUGAGGAAAGAGAAUGGUUUUAAUAGCUAGAUAAGACACAAAAAGUACCCUGGAAAUUUCCUUGUUUUCUGUCAUAUGAUUGUAAGCAUAGAACAGGACAUGGAUAAGAGGCUGAAGUGCUGCUGCUGUAUUCCUUGGUGCCUUUCUGCAACUCCUCCAGCUGUGUGAUGCAGACUGGUGGUCCAAGUUCAGUGUGGGCUCAUAGUGUGUGAUCCCUACCAUAUGAUAAUUCGGCUCAUCACUGCACAUUGAUUCCCAUGAAGAACACCAGAGUUCCCAGAAGGAAUCAGUCCGCCGGAAAGAAAAGGAAGAGAGGAACAGAAUAUAGAAGGACUGGACCAUUUAACUUGUGUGAACAUGCAAUUAGUUUUCAGACCACAAUGUCGAUUGCAUGGGUUGAGAUGUUUGUGAUGAUUAACAGAGUCAGCAGUUGGCAGCUCUGUGUCUCUUUCACUCCCUGUUCGAGUUUCGAAGCUUGCUGAAUCAUUUGCUGGAAGCUCGAGCCAUGGCGAUGACCAGAUGGUAUUGGCAUGAAGGCUUACUCUGCAAAUUCAUGGUAAAAAAGAAUCGACUACUUAUGACCUUAUUAAAGAACGCAAAGUGUGAUGAUCCGUGUGCAGAUGAUACAUUUUACUGGUGAAAUGAAACAGGUUGGUGGUCAACCACCAUUCUCUCAAGAACACAAAGGUACAAAUCAAUGAAGCAUGGUUGGCAGGCCUAAGUGCUUUACAUUUUGAGUAAGAAGAAGGAGAUGAAACCAAAGAACGAAGGCAAUGCAUGUACUCAUGUUUUGGAUGAAGCCGGCUUGCCCCAGUUCUGCAGCACUUUCUCCCACCGGCAGAAACUCUCGAAGCAGAUAUGCCGCCUCGGGUCGGUCACGUUGCGCUUCCAGUGCUCGUCGGGGAAGUUGGCCGUCUCGGCCUUCCUCCGGUUGUACUCCAGCCCGGCCUUGGUCACCGUCGACAAAACGCACAAGUUCUGCAGGU
Molecule: messenger RNA, 3787 nt
Organism: Musa acuminata AAA Group (dessert banana)
Lineage: Eukaryota; Viridiplantae; Streptophyta; Magnoliopsida; Zingiberales; Musaceae
Product: protein trichome berefringence-like 7
Exons: 5
Coding region: 637-1890 (417 amino acids)
Cellular component (GO): Golgi apparatus
Molecular function (GO): O-acetyltransferase activity
Source: RefSeq, a predicted model, not a curated record